CUCCGCUGUGAGCACCACCAGACACGCCCCCGCGCUCGCCACGCAGACCACGCCCAUACUCCGCCGCAGCCGGAGGCAAUCUACAAUCAACGCACCUGGCUAUGAUGAAGGACGACAGGAUAAAGAGCCUCGCCGCUGACUUCUUUUCGUCGGAACGUAGCUUUGUGCUCAUCACUCGAGUCUCAGCUUCCGCUGUGCGCCUCCGCUACUGUUUUUUCCCCCAGGACAUUGUUUGCCCUCCUGCUCCUGCUUUGGACUUCCGGACACCUCUCUCCCGCCUACGACCCCGCUCGGACCUUGGACCUCUUGGCCUCUUUCCCUUUGACUUGGACGCUACAUCUCCAACACGCACUCCAACAAACCUUACGGUAUUUUUAUACGGUUAAUUCUCACACAUAGUUUUCCAUUGACACACAUAGUAGCAUACACACCCCAUGUACUCAUCAAGCACUCAAUAAAUCUGUUGAGCUUGAUCUGCUGUUGCCGUGCCGUCUCCUUCACCCCCUUCCUUACAUAACAGUACGUUCCGACCAAGAUGGAACCAGACGGCACCCCUAAGUCUCCGGCCGGCCCUCUGUCUCGGACUUCCCCCGCAACAGACCUGUCCACCAUCCAGUCUGUCCUUCAACAACAUCAGACCGGGUUCUCGUAACACCAAGGCUGAUGAACUCUCUCACCAGUUCUCGGAGGAACCCACCUGCAACACUCCAUAAGAAACCAUUCUUCCCCCCUCCAGGAUUAUCGGCAUGGUCACUUGGAAAGUGGAAGGUCUUGUCCAAGACUCCUUGAAGUUUUGGACUGAGGGCACUCCAGUGUCUUCUCCUGCCAUCCGGGAUUCCAACGCACUCUUUCCUUCAUCCGCCGGCAGUUCUGGUGGCCAUCCAUGGCUAACGAUACCCGUGAGUUUAUCGCCGCAUGCAGUACGUGUGCACGUAAUAAACCAUCCCACAGACCGCCGGCAGGACUGCUGUGUCCUCUUCCCGUUCCCAGUCGCCCAUGAUCUCACAUCUCUAUGGAUUUCAUCACUGGCUUUUCCCUUCCCAAGUCAACUCCGCUGUGAGCACCGCCAGACACGGCCACACUACGCCGCAGCCGGAGGCAAUCUACAAUCAACGCACCUGGCUAUGAUGAAGGACAACAGGAUAACGAGCCUCACCGCUGACUUCUCUUCGUCGGAACGUAGCUUUGUGCUCAUCACUCGAGUCUCAGCUUCCGCUGUACGCCUCCGCUGCUGUCUUUUCCCCCUGGACAUUGUUUGCUCUCCCCGACCCUUGACUCCUGCUUUGGACUUCCGGACACCUCUCUCCGGCCUACGACCCCGCUCGGACCUUGGACCUCUUGGCCUCUUCCUCUUUGACUUGGACACUACAUCUCCAACACGCACUCCAACAAACCUUAUGGUAUUUACAUACAGUUAAUUCCCACACAUAGUUUUCCAUUCACACACAUAGUAGCAUACACACCCCAUGUACUCAUCAAGCACUCAAUACAUCUGUUGAGCUUGAUCGGCUGUUGUCGUGCCGUCUCCUUCACCCCGUCCUUACAUAACAAACAUUGCCUCAACUUGUGAUUUUAUGAAUUUUUUUUUCAAUUUUUCAAUUGAAGUCUUCUUUGUAACCGUGACACACUGUAAUGUGUGGUCACAUACAUAGUAAUUAUUAGAG
Molecule: messenger RNA, 1664 nt
Organism: Nerophis lumbriciformis (worm pipefish)
Lineage: Eukaryota; Metazoa; Chordata; Actinopteri; Syngnathiformes; Syngnathidae
Source: RefSeq, a predicted model, not a curated record